AUGGCUUGUAAAGCAAAGCUUAUGAUUCCUGAGGAUGAGAAGUACGAAGGAAAGCCAUUUGCCCUUUCACACGCAAGGACCGCCAUUACAACAAUAAAGGCGAAGUUCAAUACGCAGCAGUUACAGAGGUUCGAGGGGAGUUGUUUUGGUCAUCUAUUACUGAUAGAGGACCUGAAGUGGAAUUCACAAGUUGUCCACGGGCUGUUGAUGAGGAAAGCUGAUCCUAAGACAGUUACACAGGUGAACGGGAUAAAAUUCAUUGUGGGUAACAAGUUGAUACAAUUCACAGCCCAACACUUUUGCCUCAUCACGGGCCUAAGGUUCGGAAAGCUCCCUUUCAUUCCGAAGGCGACAAAUGAAAACUGCUCCUUGAAGCGAAAAUACUUCAGUAGCAAUAAACCUCCCACCCUUUUGGACCUACACACUGCCUUCAUUGAGUGCACAGAUGAUGACGAUGCGUUAAAGCUUGGAAUGGUCUAUUUUGCCAUUUUUGUGCUAUUGGGUACUGAAAAGCAUGUGCUUUUUGACUUGCGCUAUUUGAAGUUGGCCGAAGACUUAGAAGAGUUUGACAAGUAUCCAUGGGGUGCCGUGUCAUAUGCGAUGACAAAUGCUUCACUUUUGAGGGCAGUUUCUCCUGAUUACCAACGAGUGAAGGUGCCCCAAAACAGAAAAAAGCCCAACAAACGUGGGAAGAAGAGAGCGGAGACAAGAAUGGAAUGCAGUAGAGCCAGAGAGUACAUCAUAAGGGGGUUUGGCUUCGCUCUUCAGAUUUGGGCUUUUGAAGUCUUCCCAGCAUUGGAAGGAUUGCAUUUCACGGUCCAUGAAGACAAUAGGCACAUCCCUCGAAUAUUACAUUGGAGGAGCAACACGGUGGCCCGUUUUCGGGAGGUUAUGAGUCAGGUUUAUGAAAACUUUGAGGUUGAUGUGCAACUUCUCCGGCCGACUGAUAUUGAGAAGCAACAACCUUACUGGAGUUGGGGCGAUGAUGAGAACAAUGAAGAAAUUGUUCAAUUGUUUGGGGAUGAGGGCGAAGACAAAACCAGCACUUCUAGUGAAGAAAAAGAGGCGGAUGUUGAGGAAACAACUACCCUUCCCUCCUCUUCUAAGGGCAAAGGGUCUUUUAAUGACUUUGGCAGGUUGAAGCAUCAAUUAGAAAGCACUAAGGAUGAGUUAGCAAAGCUACGUAGUUCAAAUCGGGGCCUUAGGAACAGAGUUCGUGAAUUGGAAGCUAUUGUAGACAAGAACUGUUUGAAGCAUGAGAAGGAGUGUGACAGAAAUAAAAAGGCUAUUGGGGAUUUGACCCUAACAAUUGCUUCAGUGGAACAUUAUUUUAAAUUGGAGAUGGAGGAGUUAAAAAAUUAUAUGGUGGACAAGGGCAUGAGGAAGUGUGGACUGCUCAGAUGA
Prunus armeniaca (apricot) is the source of this 1404-nucleotide messenger RNA. The record is from the annotation of a GenBank genome assembly. Lineage: Eukaryota; Viridiplantae; Streptophyta; Magnoliopsida; Rosales; Rosaceae.